GGUUUGAAGUCCACAUCCCAUCGGCUCUUCCCUGCGAAAACGUUUUGCGCGAUUCGGUCAAAGAGACUAUGGCGCGCCGCGACGAUACCAACCCCUUCGACGAAGAAGAAGAAGUCAAUCCCUUCUCCAAGGGUGCAGGUCCUGGUUCAAAAUUGCGUUUCCCUUCACUGUCAUCUCUGCCUCUGGGUUUUGGCAAUAAACAUGAUGCUACUGUUGACAUACCACUGGAGACAAUGAAUGAUACAAAGAAGAAGGCAAAAGAACUUGCAACAUUGGAAGCGGAUCUGAAAAGGAGAGAAACGGCCAUUAAACGCAGGGAGGAUGCUUUAUCAAGUGGUGGCGUUUCUACGGAGGAGAAGAACUGGCCUCCCUUUUUCCCAAUCAUUCAUCAUGACAUAGCUAAGGAGAUACCGGUACAUGCUCAGAGGUUGCAAUAUCUGGCUUUUGCAAGCUGGCUGGGGAUAGUUCUUUGUCUUGUAUGGAAUGUCACUGCAGUGAUCGUCUGUUGGAUUAGAGGUGGAGGGAUUAUAAUCUUCUUCCUUGCGACUAUUUAUGCUUCACUUGGAUGCCCUCUUUCAUAUGUGCUCUGGUACAGGCCUCUUUAUCGUGCAAUGAGGACUAAUAGUGCAUUGAAGUUUGGCUGGUUUUUCCUUGUGUACCUGUUCCACAUUGGUUUCUGUAUCUUUGCUGCUAUUGCUCCUCCAAUUUUAUUUCAGGGAAAGUCAUUGACGGGUAUCUUGGCUGUGAUUGAUGCUAUCUCAGAUCAAGUGUUGGUGGGGGUCUUUUACUUGGUCGGAUUUGGCUUAUUUUGCUUAGAAACACUUAUAAGCCUGUGGGUACUUCAGAAAGUUUACAUUCAUUUCAGAAGGCAGAAAUGAAGAUGGUGCUGGGAGCAAACAUGAAACCUUUAAUUCAUUAUCCUGUUGCUUGAGCUGUCUACGCCACAUUCUUUCUUAUAUUCUCUCUCUCUCUCUCUCUCACACACACACACACACACACACACACAUUCUCUGUUAUUCUUUUUCCGUUUUUUAGAAAAAAAAUGUUGUUUGAUGAAGGGGUGCAAAUGCUUGGCAGAGUACAAAAUGAUUCCAAUUCUUUCUUCUGUUAUUUUUGUAUCAAUAAGGUCUCCUCUGCUUUUUGCCUGAGGUCUGGGGUUAUUAAUAUGAAACAUCAUGUUUCUGUUGCAUUUUCCAAGAUCUUUAUCUGGUGAAGGUUUCCAGAAGUUGCG
This is a messenger RNA of Phoenix dactylifera (date palm), 1231 nucleotides long. The record is from RefSeq and is a predicted model, not a curated record. NCBI's taxonomy places the organism in Eukaryota, Viridiplantae, Streptophyta, Magnoliopsida, Arecales, Arecaceae.